Messenger RNA from Plasmodium vivax (malaria parasite P. vivax), 2117 nucleotides. RefSeq lists its product as hypothetical. Gene Ontology annotation, molecular function: SUMO ligase activity; zinc ion binding. NCBI's taxonomy places the organism in Eukaryota, Apicomplexa, Aconoidasida, Haemosporida, Plasmodiidae. Gene Ontology annotation, biological process: protein sumoylation; double-strand break repair via homologous recombination. The record is from RefSeq and is a predicted model, not a curated record. The coding region runs from base 415 to 999 and encodes 194 amino acids. The transcript has 11 exons. Gene Ontology annotation, cellular component: nucleus; Smc5-Smc6 complex.
CGAGCAAACCCAGCGAGUGUUCAUUUUGCGCAAAAAAUGAAUCGAACAAUUGGCCGCCAUUUCGCGGUGACCAAAAUUACCUUCGCGAAAAAGGAAAAGAAAUUUCCAGAUUUUCAGAUACGCCAAUUUUACACCCCUUCCGAAAUAGGCCUGCCAGGUAGCACAACUUUCUUACCACUCACUUUACAACGAAGAGGAGAGGAACAUACCAUCCCGUGAACGCCUUUCCUGGGGUUGCGGAAAUACGAAAAAGAGAAUUAACGCAAAAUUGGGGCAUAGCGAGAAAACGUAUCUCAACUGUAAUGUUCGAGCAAGGGGAUUCCUCGAAGGAGGCGCAAAGCAAAAGUGGAGACGAAUUGUCAGAAGAAGAUCUCAUCCCAAGCUUCCAGGACAUCUGGGACAGUCUGGACAAAUAUGAUGAGGAGUACACCCCCUCAAGUGAAAUUCAGAAGUAUCACAAUUCUUUGCAGAAGAGCCUCUACAACAUUCUGUUUUCCAUUAAAUAUUUUCGUAAACGAGUUAAACAUUGAUGCGCAGUUUUUGAAGCUCGUGAACAGAUACGUGAAGUUUAAAUUGCAAGGAAAUCAAACGGACGAAAAGGACAUAUCCAGAUUAGCAAGGUUUCACCUAAAAAACCAGAAAGAUGACGAUGAGGACGAACUGGUCGUGGAUGAAGAAGUGGGGGUCUUCCCCACCAAAUGCCCCAUUUCGCAAAUGCCUUUUGAAAAACCAGUGACGCAACGGUUUAGCAAAAAUAGGAAGGCCUGCGUGCACACGUUUGAGAAAGCGUUCAUACUCCGAUUGAUGCAAAAUAAAGACACGAUCGAAUGCCCCAUAGCAGCUUGCAAAAAGAAGGUCUACAAAAAUAGCCUGCACCCUGACUACGAAUUUUUGCAUCAUGCAAGGUACAAAAAAUUCCGAGACAACAUUGCGGAGGCGAAGGAAUACUUCGUCAAUCUGAGGAACGACGAGAGCAAAGGAUUCGACUUCGUUGAGUGAGGCAGGUUCAAACUCUGGAGCAGCACAGGAGAACCUUCUUUUGCAAUUUCCACGUCGGUGGGGAAUUCUUUUUAUUUCGUUUUUUUUUUUUCGGAGUGCACCACUUCUUCGUUACUUUGCGUAAGUACCCUUACAGUGCAACUCUUCUUUUUCCCGACGCGGUUACCCUGCUUUAAUUUUGAUGAGCGCGCCGUUCCGCAUGACGUCGUGAAGGCGCCAUUAAAGUCGUGUUCUUCUUUUACCACUUUAAAAACAAACAAAUGUGUGCAAAAGGUACGUGGGGAUACACAUAUAUAUUUUUAUUCAUAGCAAAACUGCCUACAUGUUUGGGGUGCAGACGAUGAAGUCGACCAAUGUGCACACCAUGUAGCGUCUUUCCUCAAAAAAAAAAAGUUUUAUAGAAGCCAUCUUUUUUUUUUUGUGUGUUCCCCCCAACCUGGCGAAAUUAGAGAAUACCAUUCCGUAUUAUACCUCAGACAUUUUGCUCGUUCUUUUUUAUUUACCCUAACGGGGGUAUGUUCUCAUUUGGAUGUUCAACUACGUGUCGUCCACUCGGCAAACAGUUUUGCGUUCCCAAUUUUGCUAUUCCUUCUGUGUGUCCAAGGGGGGUAGAGCAAAAAGGCGCUUCAAAAUGGUGCCGGCAUAUGUCUACACAUUUGUGCCCAAUUCAUGAUGGCAAAAUUGGGGUACACACGUGGUACGUCUCUCAUUUUGCUUCUCCCUUGGCCGAACGCGGAAAGGGAUGCACCUGUGGAGGACAUUCGCCAAGUGGCAUUCAACCCCGUCAAUGCGAUGUAACCUCAGCAAGUAGGUGUGUCGUGCCGUUCGCUGCCUUUCCUAUUAACCGCUUCGACGGUUAACUGGUCAGAUAAGAACUUGAAGAAAUUCAUUUUAAAAAAAAAUCUUGCUACGUAAAAUUGGCGAAGUAGGGAGGGUAAAAUAACGAGCGAGUGUUUCAUAUAACGCAUGUAGCACUACGCAUGAAUUAUUAUUUUUUUGUCAAGCAGCGUUAUCCAUUUUUUUUUGCAUCGUUCCUUGGGUACAUUCUUCAAUCGGGGCGGAAACGAAUGGAGAAAAUUCCCCCCAAGGUGACUCAACCUAGUGUUUCCUCAAUGUAC